AUGAAGCCGUACCUCUGUUGUGUCUUUGUCUUCUGCUUCCUAACCAGACUUUUAACAGGAGAAAUCAAUGGCUCGGCCAAUCAUCGGAUGUUCUCAUUUCACAAUGGAGAUGUACAGAUUUCUUGUAAAUACCCUGAGAAUGUCCAGCAGUUACAAAUGCGAUUGUUCAGAGAGAGAGAAGUCCUCUGUGACCUCACCAAGACCAAGGGAAGCGGAAAUGUGGAGUCCAUCAAGAAUCCGAUGUUCUGUUCAUAUCAGCUGUUCAACAACAGUGUCUCUUUUUUCCUAAACAACCCAGACAGCUCCCAGGGAAGCUAUUACUUCUGCAGACUGUCCAUUUUUGACCCACCUCCUUUUCUAGAAAAGAACCUUAGUGGAGGAUAUUUGUAUAUUUAUGAAUCCCAGCUCUGCUGCCAGCUGAAGCUCUGGCUACCCAUAGGGUGUGCAGCUUUCGUUGUGGUUCUCCUUUUUGGAUGCAUACUUACCAUCUGGUUUACAAAAAAGAAGCACGGAUCCAGUGUGCAUGACCCUAGUAGUGAAUACAUGUUCAUGGCGGCAGUCAACACAAACAAAAAGUCUUGACUUGCAGGUGUGACCUCAUAAGCUGGAACACGGGAACCCAAGGAGGAACCGCACAGACUAGAUCCCCUGAAACUUGAA
This is a messenger RNA of Mus pahari (shrew mouse), 660 nucleotides long. It is a transcript of the gene Icos, whose product is annotated as inducible T cell costimulator. The record is from RefSeq and is a predicted model, not a curated record. The coding region runs from base 1 to 582 and encodes 193 amino acids. Gene Ontology annotation, biological process: T cell costimulation; T cell tolerance induction; cell-cell adhesion. NCBI's taxonomy places the organism in Eukaryota, Metazoa, Chordata, Mammalia, Rodentia, Muridae. The transcript has 5 exons.